CGCAUGCACUUAUUUUAUUACAUGCUACAUCCGUUAGUGUACUAUUCUCUUCUACGUUUGCUAUUGAAGGAUAACAGACCUUUGAUUAAAUAAAAAAAUGGGUUUCCAAAAUAUCUGGUACUCACAUCCAAGAAAAUAUGGUCAAGGAUCACGAUCCUGCCGAGCGUGUGCUAACAGACACGGUUUGAUAAGAAAAUAUGGCUUAAAUUUAUGCCGUCAAUGUUUUAGAGAAUACGCCGGUGAUAUUGGAUUCAAAAAGUUGGAUUAAACAAUGGAAUUCCAUGUUACCGUUAUUAUUUCAUUUACAAACAUUUAAUUUAUAUAUGAAAUAUUGAAAUGUAAUUAAGAAAAUGUCUCCGUGAAAUACAGAAAAAAACAUUCAAUUUUUUA
This is a messenger RNA of Chrysoperla carnea, 390 nucleotides long. RefSeq names its product 40S ribosomal protein S29 (gene RpS29). Gene Ontology annotation, molecular function: structural constituent of ribosome; zinc ion binding. Bases 98 to 268 code for a protein of 56 amino acids. NCBI's taxonomy places the organism in Eukaryota, Metazoa, Arthropoda, Insecta, Neuroptera, Chrysopidae. Gene Ontology annotation, biological process: translation. The transcript has 3 exons. Gene Ontology annotation, cellular component: ribosome; cytosolic small ribosomal subunit. The record is from RefSeq and is a predicted model, not a curated record.